UACCUGCCUUUCGCUCUUCAGUAGCCUGCCUAUUCCUACACUGACGACACCAUAAAGACCUUGAAGGGCCAUUUCAGAGAAUAUACCCACAAAUGGGCAAUAAGAGUCCUUUAGUGUAAUUCACUGAUCUUUGCCAACCAUCCUCAAUCCUUUGUUGUUUUGCAGCAUCACCAAACAAAAAGGUCUUCCAUCUUUUAGCGUUUUUGAAGGAAAGGUCGAAGAAAAUGGCAGCAAUUCCAUCUACCGGCUCUCUCAUCGCCACCCAUGAUUACUACAGAAGGCGCAUAGGAUCCACCUCUAGCAACAGCUCUUGUGGCAGUUCUGAGUAUGCUGGCGAAGUCAUUCCACACCCCCCAGGUCUGCAGAGACAGGACUCUGGUCACUGGUGGUCUUCUUUCUUCUUUGCAAACAAACAGAACCAGCCUGGCAGCAUGGUUGGAUCUGAACAGAAGAGUGGAACAUACACGGUGAACAACGGUCAAGUGACUUGUAUUGCCAGGGAGAUGGUGUUGAAGAGGCAGCUCAGUGAAAGCAGUGACUCUGGGAAGAUGGAACAUGGGAGCCCACCACCCUCCUAACUCCUUCUCCUCAACACCCAACUCUUCACCACCCCAUGGAGAUGGAGGCAGCGGAGACUACUUUUUUUUACCUUUUAGUGAUGGAGGCUGCUUUUCCUCCCUCUUUGUUUAUAAAUAAUAUAUUCUAUCUUUUUAUAAGUAAAGACUAAAAAAGCCAAAGUUUUUUCCCCCAAAUGUCUGUCUGAUAUCAUGCUUUUUGCUGUUAAAUAAAUCAAAGUAUUUAAUACAUUUUUCUUGAAUUGUA
Messenger RNA from Oncorhynchus masou masou (cherry salmon), 822 nucleotides. It is a transcript of the gene ppdpfa, whose product is annotated as pancreatic progenitor cell differentiation and proliferation factor a. The record is from RefSeq and is a predicted model, not a curated record. NCBI's taxonomy places the organism in Eukaryota, Metazoa, Chordata, Actinopteri, Salmoniformes, Salmonidae. The transcript has 4 exons. Gene Ontology annotation, biological process: multicellular organism development; cell differentiation. Bases 225 to 578 code for a protein of 117 amino acids.